Molecule: messenger RNA, 2474 nt
Organism: Equus caballus (horse)
Lineage: Eukaryota; Metazoa; Chordata; Mammalia; Perissodactyla; Equidae
Source: RefSeq, a predicted model, not a curated record
UCGCUUGCUUGGCGUGGGCGGUAGUUCUUCAAGCUGUAACUCUUGAGCUGUUAACUCUCAUAGAGCUGUAUACCGAUCAUGCCGGAGUUAUCUUCAAAAGGUGCUACUAUCUCUAAGAAGGGUUUCAAGAAGGCUGUAACUAAAACUCAGAAGAAAGAGGGAAAGAAACGCAAGAGGUGCCGGAAGGAAAGCUACUCUAUCUACAUUUACAAGGUGCUGAAGCAGGUUCAUCCUGACACUGGUAUUUCGUCGAAAGCUAUGAGCAUCAUGAAUUCUUUCGUGACUGACAUAUUUGAGCGCAUCGCAGGAGAAGCGUCACGCCUAGCCCAUUACAGUAAGCACUCAACCAUCACAUCUAGAGAGAUCCAGACAGCAGUUCGACUGCUUCUGCCUGGGGAGCUGGCAAAGCAUGCGGUGUCUGAGGGUACUAAGGCUGUCACCAAGUAUACUAGCUCAAAGUAAACUUCCCAAGUAAGCGUCUGCACAUUUAACCCAAAGGCUCUUUUCAGAGCCACCUAAUUUCUCCCAAAAAGUGGCUGUAAACUUUGCAACUGUACCUCUCAAGUAGGUGGGCUAAAGAAAUACUUGACGUUUAAGUUAAACUUAACGGUUCACAAAGGUAUGUAACGCUGUGUGGGAGACAGCAGAUAGCUAUGUGGUUUCUUAAUAGUAGAGGCACUACUCAGUUUACCUCAAUUACAGCAGGAGUAGCCGAAGAGGAACCCUCUGAAAAAUUAGUCGCUUGGAACACGUGGGUAUGACUUGGCGGAACACUAUCGGUGCUCCUGAAAGUUACAUAGGUUUGCUUCCCCAGACUCCCCUCGGAAAACUAAAACUCAGACGACGUUGGGGUCAUAAGAAAAUAUCUCAUGUGCGUAGGACUCAGCACGGUAAGUUUGGUCUUGUGCAGUUGACUGGAUGCCCUCCAACUGUGGGGACUUCAGCGUGGCAAGUCACGGUUUUUAAGCCUGACCCUUUCAUGUGUAUUUGAGGCUCUACAGUGUUGAGAGCAUCUUGACAUUCGUGUGUGAAAACAGUGCCUUCUCUCAAAAGUACUUCAUAUUGGAACGGAACAAUCCUCUGGUAAAGCGCAAUUAACUAAUCCCUUUACGUUUCUUGUAAGAUGUGGUACAGGUUGCUUGUCUGCUGUGUGAUGGAUCAUUAACAGACUGUUUAAGCUCUAUUACUAGAUAAGCGGCACUAAACACACAAGCUUUAAAAAAAUUAGUGUUAAUACACUGAAUGAAACAACCUUGAAAAGCAAGGAUCGAAUUGUAACUGGUAUAACGGGAAGCCUCAAAAGCCUAGGUUAACCAUCAAGUUAAUUUUUAACUGGUUCAGAAUUUGCGUGUUUUCUUUACAUGAAGAAAAUUCAGUGAAAUUUCAUUAAAAGUGCCUUACACAUCCAUCCAUAGAUGGACAGCCCCUCUAGAGCCCCUUGUGUGCUUCAGGUGGGAGUCCUCCAAGGAGCUAACAGCAACUGUACUCUCAUUGUACUGAGAGUAGCAGCAUGUAAUCGGAGCCCCAGCUGCCCCAGUGACACAGCACAUAGCUCCUAAAUCCCUGUGAAUUUCAUGAAUAUUCUCUACAGGCAACUGAUUGAUGGAGAAAUAACAGGACUGGGAUGAUCAGAGUCCUGGCUCCACUGCCCUGCAGUUUCAUUGCCUCUGUUCACACCCUGAUUUUACCCUCGUGCUGGUCCCAGUUCCAAGUGUUUACGCAGAGAGGACAAAAUAAAGACAGGAAGAGACAGUCUAUUUCAGUGGGUCUCUGAGAACAAGGAAAGCCUUCCCAGAGGAUUUCCUCUCACGGCCCUUUUCUAGAACUGAGCCUAGUCCCAAGUCCUGCCUGAGCCAUUCACCUACAGGAAUGGGACCAUGUGACUGGUAGGGACGAAUCAAUUUCCUUCUUGUAAACUUGGUAUACUUUUUAUUAAACGUAGUUCUAGAUAUUUUGUUUUCUUAUUGUAAACGGUGUACUUCCCUAUUCAUAUCUUCCAGCAUUAUAUUUUUUACAUGAAAGUAUUGAUUUCUGUGCAUCUUUUUCACACCCUACUAUACCUUGCUGCAUUGACAUUUUCAGAUUGGCUUUUUGGUAAAUUCUGGUGGGUUUUGCCUUUUUUGCAGUAAUAUCUGAAAUUAGUAAACAUUUUACUGCCUCCUUUUCAUUAGUUCACUUCUAAUUUCUUUCUCCUGUCUGAUUUGAGAGGCUUAUACCUUCAUAAUCAUAUUAACAGCAGUGAAGAGUGUCGACAUUCCUGUUUGGUCCUUUAUUUUCCUCAAGAAUCUGCACUAUUCCUCUUUAGAUAUAUUUUGUUAUAAUAAGGAAGAAUUCUUGUCUCAACUUUAUUAAGAGCUGUAAGUCAAGAAUGGAUGUUGAAUUAUAUAAAAUGCCCUUUCAGCAUCUCUGGAGAAUCACCAUAAACUUUUUCUUUUUAGAUAUACUAUGAGGGGUUAUUUUUAUAAACUACCUAG